Molecule: messenger RNA, 2489 nt
Organism: Panicum virgatum (switchgrass)
Lineage: Eukaryota; Viridiplantae; Streptophyta; Magnoliopsida; Poales; Poaceae
Product: probable methyltransferase PMT23
Exons: 8
Coding region: 120-2126 (668 amino acids)
Cellular component (GO): endosome; cytoplasm; trans-Golgi network
Molecular function (GO): methyltransferase activity
Source: RefSeq, a predicted model, not a curated record
CCACCCACCGGCCGAACCCCACCACCACUGACGCCUUCUUCUUCCAGUUCCACCUCCUCCGGUGCUGUUGGUUCCACUCCCGCCGGCCAGAUCACAGUUCGCACCACGCCGCGGCGGCGAUGGCCGUCCCGUCCUCCGACCGCGCGAGGCGGCCCUUCCUCCUCUCGCUCUCGCUCUUCCUCUUCAUCUCCGCCGCCCUCGUCCUCCUCUUCCUCUUCCUCGACCCCUCGCCCGGAUCCCUGGCCUUCCUCCCCUCCCGCGUCUCCGCCUCCGCCCCCUCCGCAUAUUCGCCUCAACAGCAGAGCCUCACCCCAGUGCCCGCCCGCGGGAGCCCACCUCACUCGCAACCAGCGGGCCCGCUGCCCACCGCGAACGCGGAGCGGGAGGCAUCGCAGCCACCCGCCGCGGAGGAAGCCCGUGGUGGCAGCGGCUCGCCGGGAGCGGACGACAGCAGCGGCGCCAGGGGAGUCGAGGCGGACGCGAAGGCGGGCACAAGCGUGGCCGCGGCGGGGUCAGGCGGGGACGACGGGGAGCUGCCGGCGAGCGUGAGGUGGCAGACGUGCAGCAGGAUGGGGAAGGGCGUGUCGUCGACGGACUACAUCCCGUGCCUGGACAACUUGCGGGCGAUCAAGGCGCUGCGGUCGAGGCGGCACAUGGAGCACCGGGAGCGACACUGCCCCGUGGCGCCGCGCCCAAGGUGCCUGGUGCCGCUGCCGUUCGGGUACCGGACGCCCGUGCCGUGGCCGCGCAGCCGUGACAUGAUUUGGUACAACAACGUCCCUCACCCAAAGCUGGUGGAGUAUAAAAAGGAUCAGAACUGGGUUACAAGGUCUGGUGAUUAUCUUGUUUUCCCUGGAGGUGGAACUCAAUUCAAAGAUGGUGUGGGAAGAUACAUUCAGUUUAUUGAACAGAUUAUGCCGGCCAUUCAGUGGGGAAUACAUACAAGAACUGUCUUGGAUGUUGGAUGUGGUGUUGCCAGCUUUGGUGGAUACUUGCUUGACAGGAAUGUCAUUACGAUGUCAUUUGCCCCAAAAGAUGAGCAUGAAGCUCAGAUACAGUUUGCAUUAGAACGUGGAAUUCCAGCAUUUCUAGCAGUGAUUGGAACACAAAAGCUUCCGUUUCCUGAUAAUGCAUUUGAUGUAGUACACUGUGCAAGGUGCAGGGUCCAUUGGUAUGCAAAUGGUGGAAAACCGUUGCUGGAGCUUAAUAGAGUGCUAAGGCCUGGAGGAUAUUUCAUUUGGUCUGCAACCCCCGUCUAUCGUCAAGAAAAAAGAGACCAGGAUGACUGGAAGGCAAUGGUUACUCUGACUAAAUCAAUCUGCUGGAGAACAGUGGUAAAAUCUGAAGUCGUCAAUGGAAUUGGAGUUGUUAUAUAUCAAAAGCCGACAUCAAAUUCUUGCUAUGCUGAGAGGAAGGCCAAUGAACCCCCUCUAUGUUCCAAGACAGAUGGUUCACGUUUUCCUUGGUAUGCUCCUCUCGAUAGUUGCAUUUUCGCAACUUCUCUUUCCAGUUCGGAUGAAAGAAACAGCUGGCCUGUUCCGUGGCCUGAAAGACUUAAUGUCAGAUAUGCAAGUGUGCCUGGUGAUUCUGCAUAUAACAAAGAGGCGUUUGAGGCUGAUACAAAGUAUUGGAAACAGGUCGUUUCAGAAGUAUAUUUCAGUGACCUCCCACUUAAUUGGUCAAGUAUUCGUAACAUAAUGGACAUGAAUGCUGGUUUUGGAGGGUUUGCAGCAGCACUCAUUGAUCAACCUUUAUGGGUUAUGAAUGUUGUACCAAUUGAUCAGCCGGAUACCUUGCCAGUUAUUUUCAACAGAGGUUUGAUUGGGGCAUAUCAUGACUGGUGUGAAUCUUUCAACACCUACCCUCGUACUUAUGAUCUUCUCCACAUGAGUAAUCUCGUCGCAAGUCUUACAACUAGGUGUGACAUCAUCGAAGUAGCAGCUGAAAUUGACCGGAUACUGAGACCUGGAAAAUGGUUUGUGUUGAAAGACAAAAUAGAAAUGCUAAAAAAGAUGCGGCCAGUCCUGAAGUCUCUGCACUAUGAAACUGUCGUUGUAAAAGAGCAAUUUCUUGUUGCUAGGAAGAGUUUCUGGCGUCCUGGCAAACCAGCUUCAAGAUCAGGAUGAUAUAGAUUACACUCGGUUUCAGGAGAGUCGUCAAUGAACAACAAUUCUUUGAUUCUUUGAAUUCUGAUCAGAUAGAUUCUUUAUACGGUACAGAUACAGGUUGGCCAGAUGUAGAUGAUUACUUAUCAGUAUAGUAAACACAUACUUCUGGAUUCUGAUAAAUUGAGCUGAAACAUUCUUUUUUUUGUAUCGAAGCAAAAUAACAAGGAUAUUAUAAGCUUACAGCACUAGGCUAGUUCUGAGCUCUGACAAAUGCACACACAGGCUUGAAACAUGUUUUGUAUACUUGUUCAUCUGUAACUUCUGUACAUUGAACAAAAGGAUUUUGAAAUAACCGUGUGCUCCUUUGUUCGUUUCUACCAA